Messenger RNA from Dujonia railenensis, 3258 nucleotides. NCBI's taxonomy places the organism in Eukaryota, Fungi, Ascomycota, Pichiomycetes, Serinales, Debaryomycetaceae. The record is from the annotation of a GenBank genome assembly.
AUGGAUGAAGACGAUCUUUUUGGAGUCUUCAAUGAAGCUCCUGUCUUGUCUGCUCCUGUUGGGAAGAUUGAAGAGAUUGAAGAAGGUGACUCCUCCAACAACAAGAGGACACAUUCGGACGAUGAGCAAGUAGAAGAGACCGAAGACAAAGGUGAGGAACAAAAGGAAGAACCCGUGGUCAGUAAGAAGAAGAAGCUAAACAAGGAAACUUCCAAGCCAGACAUAAAACCUGUUGUUUUCGAUUCGUUGGAAAUUGAAGCUUCCAGAGAAGUUGCAGUCUCAAAUGGUUUGAUGGCUCCUUCUACUGCUGCUUCUGCUGGAGAUGAAGGUAAACAAGAUGGUAGCAAUGGUCAAAUAAAGUUAAAGCAUCAAGUUAGACAUCAAGUUGCCAUACCACCAGAUUUUCCAUACGUCCCUAUUGGUGAGCAUAAGAGACACAAUGAAGCACGUACGUACCCAUUCGUGUUGGAUCCUUUCCAAGACACAGCCAUCUCAUGUAUCGAUAGAAAUGAAAGUGUCUUGGUUUCCGCACAUACAUCUGCUGGUAAGACAGUCGUUGCUGAAUAUGCAAUUGCCCAAUCUUUAAGGGAGAAGCAAAGAGUCAUUUAUACAUCUCCAAUCAAGGCCUUGAGUAACCAAAAAUAUAGAGAGUUGUUGGCCGAAUUUGGAGACGUUGGAUUAAUGACUGGUGAUGUUACCAUAAAUCCCGAUGCCGGUUGUUUAGUGAUGACCACUGAAAUUUUAAGAUCUAUGUUGUACAGAGGUUCUGAAGUUAUGAGAGAAGUUGCCUGGGUUAUAUUUGAUGAAGUUCAUUACAUGAGAGAUAAAUCAAGAGGUGUCGUUUGGGAAGAAACUAUCAUCUUGUUGCCAGAUAAGGUUCAUUAUGUAUUCCUUUCCGCUACCAUUCCUAACGCCAUGGAAUUUGCAGAAUGGAUUGUCAAAAUUCAUAUGCAACCUUGUCAUGUUGUUUACACUGAUUUCCGUCCAACCCCCUUGCAGCAUUACUUAUUCCCAGCUGCUGGAGAUGGUAUUCAUUUAGUUGUUGAUGAGAAGGGAACUUUCAGAGAAGAAAACUUCCAAAAGGCAAUGGCAAGUAUAAGUGACAACACUGGUGACGAUCCUGCAGCUGCCAAUGGCUCAGGUAAAGGUAAAAAGGGUCAAACUUACAAAGGUGGAAAUAAAGAUGGGAAAUCUGAUAUCUACAAAAUUGUUAAAAUGAUUUAUAUGAAGAGAUACAAUCCUGUCAUUGUAUUUUCAUUCUCCAAGAGGGACUGUGAAUCUUUAGCUUUAAAGAUGUCCAAAUUGGAUUUCAACACCGAUGAUGAAAGAGAUGCAUUAACCAAGAUCUUCCAUAAUGCCAUUGGUCUCUUACCUGAAGCCGACAAGGAAUUACCUCAGAUUAAGAACAUUUUACCUUUAUUGAGACGUGGUAUCGGUAUUCAUCAUUCCGGUUUGUUACCGAUAUUGAAGGAAAUUAUCGAAAUUCUCUUUCAAGAAGGUUUAUUAAAGGUGUUAUUUGCGACUGAAACUUUCUCCAUUGGUCUUAAUAUGCCUGCUAAGACUGUUGUGUUCACAUCUGUUCGUAAGUGGGAUGGUAAGGGCUUCCGUUGGGUAUCCGGUGGUGAGUACAUUCAAAUGUCCGGUAGAGCUGGUAGACGUGGUUUGGAUGAUCGUGGUAUUGUUAUUAUGAUGAUUGACGAAAAAAUGGAGCCUCAAGUUGCCAAGGGAAUGGUCAAGGGUCAAGCUGAUAGAUUGGAUUCAGCUUUCCACCUCGGUUAUAAUAUGAUUUUAAAUUUGAUGAGAGUGGAAGGGAUUUCCCCUGAAUUCAUGUUAGAGAAUUCAUUUUUCCAAUUUCAAAAUGCUGCAUCAGUCCCAAAGAUGGAAAAGGAAUUACAAGAUUUGACAUUAAACUUGAACCAAAUACAAAUAGAUGAUGAGUUUACUGUGAAAGAAUACUACGAUUUAAAGAAGCAAUUGGAUACCUACCAAGCUGAUGUUAGAAAGGUAGUUACCCACCCGGGUCAUAUUCUACCAUUUUUGCAGCCAGGUAGAGUGAUCAAGGUAAAGAUUCCAAGUGGUAAAGAUGAUGGAGAAGAUUUUGAUUAUGAUUGGGGAAUGGUUGUAUCCUUCCAAAAGAGAACCAACAAGAGAAAUCCAUCUCAAACUUUCACCGAUCACGAAUCGUACAUUGUUACUGUGUUUGUUUUCACGAUGUAUGUCGAUUCACCAGCUAAUCUCAUCAAACCAUUCAAUCCACAAUUAGCUGAGGGUAUCAGACCUGCUAAGGCAGGUGAAAAAUCAAGAGCUGAAUACAUUCCAAUUACAUUGGAUUCUAUCGAAAAGAUUAGUAGCGUUAGAUUGAAAGUUCCGGAUGAAUUCAAGCUGUCAGCAGCAAAGAGAAAUCUUGUAAAGACGAUGAAAGAUUUGCCUAAGAGAUUACCAGAUGGAAUUCCAAUAAUGGACCCAGUUGAAAGUAUGAAGAUAGAUGACACAGAUUUUAAAUUAUUAUUAAGAAAAAUUGAUGUGUUGGAAUCUAAAUUAUACUCCAACCCAUUGUACAAUAGUACAAGAUUGAACGAUUUAUACGAAAAAUACAAUGAAAAGGUGAAACUUGAAUCAGAAAUCAAAACUUUAAAAGAAAAAAUUUUGGAAGCUCAAGCAGUAAUUCAAUUGGAUGACUUAAGACACAGGAAGAGAGUAUUGAGAAGAUUAGGGUUUACUACUGCAAAUGACAUUAUAGAAUUGAAAGGUAGAGUUGCAUGCGAAAUCAGUACUGGUGAUGAAUUGUUAUUGACUGAAUUAAUAUUCAAUGGUACUUUUAAUGACUUGACACCGGAACAAUGUGCUGCCUUAUUGUCCUGUUUUGUGUUCCAGGAAAGAGCUAAAGAAGUUCCAAGAUUGAAGCCAGAAUUAGCCGAGCCCUUAAAGUCCAUGCAAGACAUGGCAACCAAAUUGGCCAAAAUCUUCAAAGAAUGCAAAAUAGAACUUGUAGAGAAGGAAUACGUUGAAUCUUUUAGACUGGAAUUGAUGGAGGUAACUCAUUCUUGGUGUAAAGGUGCCUCAUUCACUCAAAUUUGUAAAAUGACCGAUGUUUAUGAAGGCUCCUUGAUUAGAAUGUUUAAGAGAUUAGAAGAGAUGUUAAGACAGAUGGUGACAGCGGCGAAAACCAUUGGAAAUGCCGAAUUAGAAGAAAAAAUGGAGAAGGCAAUUGAAAUGGUUCAUAGGGAUAUCGUAUCUGCAGGUUCUUUGUAUCUUUAG